Messenger RNA from Gossypium arboreum, 1616 nucleotides. RefSeq lists its product as uncharacterized. Bases 194 to 1543 code for a protein of 449 amino acids. The record is from RefSeq and is a predicted model, not a curated record. The transcript has a single exon. Lineage: Eukaryota; Viridiplantae; Streptophyta; Magnoliopsida; Malvales; Malvaceae.
UUCACAAAAGAAACAAGAUUGUUGAGAAUGUAAAUUAGAAGAAAGUGAUUUGUCCUAAUGUCCCGUAUACUUUUCAAGGCAUCAACUCCAACCUAUAUAUGUAGUCCUCACAUCUAAUCAUCAGCAACAACCCUCAACAUCUUUCAUUAUCUAUCGUUUUUUCAUUGUUAUUUUCAUCCUUUUGGUAUCAAAUAUGGGAGAACAGAGGCAAUUUUUUCGUUUUCGAUUGCCUUGGCUCUCGGCAGCUGCUGCUCCCCGUCCUGUUGCUACUCCUCGUCCCGCUGCUGAACCGCAGCCUCAAUCACAAGCCCCUUCCCAGCCCACCGUUUCCAUCCCAAUCCAACGACCACCCUUUCGGCCUGCAGGGAUCACCCCAGUGCGGACCCCUUCCAUCCAGGUUCAACCACCACCACCACCGCCACCACCACCAAAAACUGAACCUCAGCCAGUGGCUUCUCGUGAAAAAGUUCAAACUCGACCGCAAUCCCAUGCUCCCACACCAGCAAGGGCUGCAGCUAUGUCUUCAGCUCGCAUUGCUCCGCAGCCCGCAGUUCCGAAGCAACAAUCUCCACCCCGUUUGGCCUCUCAGCCAACCGGCCAAACAUCUUCACAGCCCCCUUCUCCAUCACGUAGAGCCACCCAAGUGCAAACCUUGUCUCCACCAAGAAGAUCAACAAUGGCUACACAAGUAGCGUCUCAGCCACCAAGUUCUACUCAACCCACUUUUAAACCAUUUGGUGUUGCUGUAAAGCCUUCAGUGGAAUCAAACCAACUAAAAGAUGUUGCACCAAUAACUGCUGCGGCUAAAGAAAAGCCUAAGGAAAUGGAAAUAAGAAAGAAGGUAGGUGAAGAACGCAGGAAAGCUACAAAAAAGGGUUCAACACAUGAAGAGCCAACAACAGUCACUACUAAACUUGUUGCGGCAGCAAGCGAAGCUGGGACGACAACCAGAGAGCUAUUUGGGGCUGUACUGGAAAAAGGAAAAAGACACCUGGAAAAGCAAGAAGAUACAGAAAGAAAGAAUACAUUAACAAGCUCAAGCAGUGAUGAAAAGCAAAUCAAAACAGUGAGUUCAACAUAUCCAAAAGGUGGUAGCAGGCCCAGUAAUUCUCAUGAAACGCAUGUUGAUUCUAAAUCGGAGAAAGUUCCCCUCCACAAAGAGAUAAGGGAAGAUAUCUCCAAGUUUGUUCAUGCACUUGUCACUGGGAAACCAAAGCUGUAUACGGAUGAAAAAUCGGUGAAUGUUGUAACGCUAGCAGGAGAAAAUAGUGGAGCAUCUUUUCGCUGCAUCUCAGAAUCUACCACAAAGGAUGGGGAAGAUAGGUCUAAGGGAAGAAAGCCUGUGGGUUCAGUGAUCGAAGAUGAUGUGGCACAAAAAGCAUAUGUGAAUAGUAACACACAAAGCAUCAAUAAUUCAAUUAUGUUGGAAAGUCGUCUGGAGGGAAGAAAUCCCGGCGUUCAUCUGGAGUUUUUCGAUGAUGGAAAGGAGCUACGCCAGGUGAAGUUGGUUAAUUUGUUUUUUUUUUUCAUUAAAGCCGAUUAAAUAAAAACUGAAUUUGAGAGGAUUAAUAUUAAAAUUAUAUUUAUAAAAAAGUAAUAAUUAAGUUCUACGUAAA